AUGGCCUCGACCGUGCAGACUCCGGUCUAUCCCCAUCCUCAACCCUCUUUCGCAACACACGAAAAUACAUCGUCCAUGAAUGAUUCAUUCGGUCAGUCGGCACUUCAUUCGUUUGACAGCUCUAGAUCUGUCGCUUUGACCCCGUCUGCCACACCACCUCCACCACGCGCAACACCGCAACACAAUUUGUCGUUCAACGUGAACAGCGGCUCAGCAAUGAAUGGAGUAGUCCUCAAGGGUGGCAGUUUUGGGCAGUAUGGAGACGUAAACGGGCAUCCACAAUCGUCAGCUUCCUACUAUGGACAAGAUGCCGAGCCUCAAAUCUAUACGGCUGUCUAUUCUAAUGUCCCGGUGUAUGAGAUGGUAGUCAAUGGCACUGUUAUCAUGAGAAGGCGAGAUGACUCAUGGCUCAACGCGACCCAAAUUCUAAAGGUAGCUGGUGUUGACAAAGGGAAGCGUACCAAAGUCCUCGAUAAGGAGGUUCAGAGUGGCGAGCACGAGAAGGUUCAGGGGGGUUAUGGCAAGUAUCAAGGAACGUGGAUCAACUACCAACGAGGAGUUGAGUUUUGUCGUCAAUAUGGGGUAGAAGAGCUGCUGAGGCCUCUACUUGAGUAUGACUUACGCACAGACGGGACUACCUCGACGCAGAAUAGGUUGGAGACUCCUACCAAAGAGCAAGCGAUGGCAGCACAACGAAAACGCAUGUAUAAUGGAAUGGAUGGCCGUGCCCCAAGUCAAGGAUCAAACGGAACCUAUUUCAAGAAUAUGUCAACCACUGCAGCAAAUGCUGUCAACGCCCUCAGUCAGACACGAUUCGAGUCACCUGCACGUGGCAUGGACGGUCGUCGUUCAGUUGGGCCAGCUCGACCAUCACAUCAAUUCCAGAACAGCCAAGAUUCAUUACCCCAAGGAGGCAGCCAACAGAGCAUGCACAGCAUGCCGUCGCAGGACAGCUUCUCAGCCAACAAUGCUGGCUCCUUCACGUAUGGAACCAAUUAUGCUGAUUACCCAAACGGCAUCGAAGGACAAGAGCCACCACGCAAGAGAAUUCGUCCAUCUCCGCAGAACUCCUUCAUGACCACAGUGGACCCAGGCCUCGAUACCUCGAUGCUGGAUGGCACUACCGAACCUAAUGAUUCUUUCAUGUCACACCAGAAUCAAUCUUUUGCACCUCUUCCAGAGUCGGUUGUCGGGCUGCCACCUCUUCCUACUGUUGGAGGUCCGGAAGAAGAAAACAAGAAACAGCAUCUCACGGCUCUCUUCUACGAUUUAUCUCGGACGGAUUUCUCCAACGAACCGGCAUUCCUGACCUUGACCACUCGAGAACUGGAAAUGCCGCUUGAUGACUCUGGUAAUACGGCUCUGCACUGGGCAGCAAGACUGGCUCAUAUUCCACUGAUCAAGCAGCUGAUCGCGAAAGGCUUUAACGUCUGCCGCACCAACAGCGGAGGGGAGACUCCUCUUGUCGCAGCUUGUCAAGUACGGAACAACAAGGAUAAUCUCACAUUCCCUGAACUGCUCGAAUUCUUAGGCUCUAGUAUCGAGGUGAGAGACAAAAGGGGCCGCACUUUACUCCACCAUAUUGCUGUCUCGUCGGCCAUGCAAGGUCGGGCUGAUGUUGGACUGUACUAUCUUCAAUCGUUGCUUGAAUAUGUGGUUCGGCCAGAUAGCAACACAAGCUCUCAAGAUCAGUCGUUUGAUGCGUAUGACUACGACGGUACAAGAGGGCGGAAAUCGAUGGAUCUGAUACGAUUCAUGUCAAAGAUUGUGGAUGUGCGAGAUAAAUCUGGAGAUACUGCUCUUAACCUGGCAGCAAGAACCAGCACGAAGAUUAUCAUCAAACAACUCCUUGAGCUUGGGGCUAACACUCAAAUCGCCAAUGAUGGAGGGCUAGCUCCUAUCGACUUUGGUGUCGUAAAAGAAGACGAGGCAGAUGCGCCUCAGCCUCAGCCUCCACCCCCACCACCACAUUUGUUUGCGAACUCCAGUUUCCAAGGCGCUUCUGCUUCGUCUCAAACGUCGUUCGCAGACACUCAGUCUGAAAUACUGACUUCGGUGCAGAAGGCUUUCACGGAAGCAGAUGUUAUGCUCAGUAGCGAGCUUCAAGAAAAGCAAGAUGAGCUUAACCGGAAAACCCGCCGCCUCAGAGAUGAGGGCAUGGCUCUGGCCAAGGCCAAGGAGAGGCUACAUGAGUUACAGGCCAAAUCUCGCGAAGAGCAUGAACUAGAACAGAAAAUCGCAAACCUCAAGCGAUCCAAUGCUGAGCUCAAAGGCCAGCUUUCGCAGUCCAACGGACAUCUAUCCAACGGCAUGCCAGAACAUGUCGUGGUUGGCGAAGCUGACAAAGGUCUUGAUUUUGACGGACUCCUUCCUUUAGUCGAGCAGUUGUUCCCAGACGACGAAGAGAACAUCGAUCUGAACGGCCCCUUGUCUCCCGAACAGAAGAAGUUCCUGUCUUUACUGGAGAGAGCAGAGGUACUGAGCGGGAGGACAGCGGCAUACCAGCAGCACAAUGCCGAUCUGGAGGCUCGAGCAAACAAGCUAAGAGGAAUGGGUCAGGAGUUGGAAGAGCGGUACAGAAAGAUAGUGAGCAUCUGUACUGGUGUGGAGGCAGACAAGGUGGAUGAUAUGAUGGAGAGUCUGCUUCAAGCCGUCUUGAGUGAGCAGAAGGAGCAUGUGGAACUGGGCAAAGUGCGUGACUUUCUCAAGCUGGUCAGAAGUGGGGACGAGUGA
Messenger RNA from Endocarpon pusillum Z07020, 2733 nucleotides. RefSeq lists its product as uncharacterized. Gene Ontology annotation, cellular component: MBF transcription complex; SBF transcription complex. NCBI's taxonomy places the organism in Eukaryota, Fungi, Ascomycota, Eurotiomycetes, Verrucariales, Verrucariaceae. The record is from RefSeq and is a predicted model, not a curated record. Gene Ontology annotation, molecular function: transcription coactivator activity; protein binding; DNA binding. The coding region runs from base 1 to 2733 and encodes 910 amino acids. The transcript is spliced from 3 exons.